Messenger RNA from Plasmopara halstedii, 369 nucleotides. RefSeq lists its product as uncharacterized. The transcript is spliced from 2 exons. Bases 1 to 369 code for a protein of 122 amino acids. The record is from RefSeq and is a predicted model, not a curated record. Lineage: Eukaryota; Oomycota; Peronosporomycetes; Peronosporales; Peronosporaceae.
AUGGGCGGAGGUCAGCGACUGCUUACCCUGGACGAAAACCGCCAGAUACAAGAAGAUGUCAAGCGCAACACCGGCGUCAAGCUGGUUCAGAUUCAAGAGUGGGAUCUCGAUGCGCUGAUGAAGGAGAUGUAUAUUACUGACGGUGUCGAUGCAUACAUUGACGCAGACUCAGCAGAGCCAGUUAAAUGUGCCCAGGAUGUGAUCGAACGAGUUGGGCUUGAUGCGGAUCAAGAAAGCGACAAAAACUUAGAAGCUGAAGCCCCGAUACAACUAUCAGCGGCUCUGGCUUGCUGUGUAAAGCUUGCCGAGUUUAUUGCUCGUCUUCCCAACUGUGACGAAGAGACACGAGAUCUAGCAAAAAUGGCGUAG